UCCACUACUUUCGAUAUGGAUAAAUCGCACUCAAGCUCAAGUGAAUCUGAUAUGACCGUUGACAAGACAGAUCUCGCAUGCCUCAUGUGUAGGAAGUAUGAAAUCUUGUCCGCAACUUUACUUUGAUACACCCAAUUUGUAUGGCUAACAGAAUAAUGAUCUAUAGAAGGAAACUGAAAUGUGAUCGUGAACAUCCCGUUUGCAAAGUCUGCCGCGAUACAUCGCAGACUUGCACUUACCCUAAUGUCAGGCUUAAGCCAGGACCCAAGCUGGGCUCUAAAAUCAAAAGAUCGAAAAAAAGUCAUCGCUCUCCAGAAGCUAGGCCGUCCAUAUCUUCCUCCUCUGGAUCGCCUGAAGCGCUGUUGUCUAAACCCAUCACAGAGAAGUUCGUGAUUCCAAACGCAAAGGCUGAAGGCAUAGCAGAAUCCAACGACAGAGCGUUCAAUUUUGUGAGAGCAAUCGCGGUUUCUUCAAUGUUUCAUCCGAAACAUGAGAGCUUUAUUGCCCAACUCUCAAUGAGCAAUAGUGGCUCGUCUUCAGAUGAAUUUCUGAUCAAGCUGGCUUGCGCUCAAAACGUUCUUACCCAGACAUGCGAGGAGCUCGGCCUCAGCAUCAAUGUUGUACAGCGCUUGAUUGGUCAAUACUUUGCAAACUUUGUCGGGUUCUCUCUAUUUCAUAAGCCCACAUUCUGCGAUAAAAUCAGAGACAUCCCUGACUACCGUUAUCUGGUCGCAUUACUUGCAGCGAUGUUCUCGAUCUCGACUCGAUUCCCGGAUUCUUCAGCGGAUGGAUUAUUCCCGGAUGACAGCUCUGAUGGCCAAAAGAGUCAUCAGAAGUUUCACAAGAUCUCUAUAAAACUCAUUGACGAGAUGCUUGCAGUUUGCUCCGAUGAGCCGCCACCAUUCUGUCUGUUGCAAGCAAUGACCCUAGCGGUGUUUUAUAAGCUCAUCGCUGGAGUGCGUGGUACUUCUUGGAGACUGCUUGGAAUGUCGAUUCGAGUUGCUUACGAGCUACGUCUCCAUCUCAUUGACUAUGAAGGGACGAAUGAGCCUCCGUCGGACGAGUCGUCUAUCAGAUCCUGGAUCUUGAAGGAAGAAAGGCGACGAUGCUGGUGGGCACUAUGGGAGAUGGAUGCUUAUGCGUCAAUUAUCUUGCGGCUGCCUACUGCUGUUCACAGUCAUUUCAUCGAUACCUAUUUGCCUGUUCCUGACUCAUGUUGGUUUACUGCGCAUCAUCAGAGAUCUUGUUUACUUAGCAGUGAACCUGGUAUGCGCUGGAAGAUGCUGGUUGAGUCUAAGAAUGAAAGUCCUACAGCGUGGCGCAUCCUGUUUAUAUCAUUGAUGUGCGGAGCACAAGUCCUAAGCCGAGGAAAUAUACAAGGUCUUCUCCUAGAUCUUGAUCAAGAUGACCAGGUUUCCCAUUUGCUUCAGUAUUUCAAAAACGCUUACAAAACGAAAUGCUCUGGUGAAGACUGGAUCAAAUUCUCAAAUCUUGUCGCUGCUUUCAGAGAUGCAUGCAAUGAAAUGCCAGAGUCACUUCGCGGUUUCGACGAUCUAACCAAUCUGCGCAAAACAGCGGCGGAGCCCGCUCGACAUAUAGCGAGCGAGAAGUUCAGCUUGUUUUUGACGAUUGAGCAUGCGAGGUUUAUGAUCUAUCAUAUUUAUGUUGUUCAAGAUGCGAUUGAAGGCAAGGUUCGUUUGCUGCUGCCUAGCGAGCAACUUUUUGGCUUUUCGACUCCUACCACAGCUGAGGUGUAUGGACGAGGGCUCGAUACGUGUCUACAUUCAGGAGACAAUAUAUAUGAUAUGCUGGCGACUUGCAACGAAGAAUACUUGCAAUAUGUGAAUCCCCUAUUUUCGAGUACUAUCUGGUUUGCAGCGUCGAUGCAGGUAUUCCGUCGAGUGUUUCAGAGGGACUCUGCUCCUGCUGUUACAGAGCAGAAAUACACCUUUCUGAGAGAUGUGUAUGAUAGUUAUGUCAAGUGUUGGGGUACACCGCUGACAUUGUUGUUCGACUUGGACACUUUGGAAGAAAGAUUGGGUCGGGAUGUGAAUGUAAUCAGUCCUGAUGACUGGUGGAGCCCUUUCUUUUCUGCGUCUCCUGACCGGGCGGCGUCUUGCAAUGUGUCUGCACUUGCGCCGUUCUCAGCGCCGGAAGAAGAUAACUUCUUCAAUAUCAGAAUAUAGGGAUUGUGAGAUUAGUGUUAAGUGUGGGAGUCACGUGAAUUAGCAGUUUUCUGCUCUGCUCAUAGUUGGAGGUCAACCUUGCCAUGAUCCGACUAUUCAUUC
Molecule: messenger RNA, 2288 nt
Organism: Myxozyma melibiosi
Lineage: Eukaryota; Fungi; Ascomycota; Lipomycetes; Lipomycetales; Lipomycetaceae
Product: fungal-specific transcription factor domain-containing protein
Exons: 4
Coding region: 141-2186 (681 amino acids)
Biological process (GO): regulation of DNA-templated transcription; DNA-templated transcription
Cellular component (GO): nucleus
Molecular function (GO): DNA binding; DNA-binding transcription factor activity, RNA polymerase II-specific; zinc ion binding
Source: RefSeq, a predicted model, not a curated record